Messenger RNA from Pocillopora verrucosa, 2773 nucleotides. Lineage: Eukaryota; Metazoa; Cnidaria; Anthozoa; Scleractinia; Pocilloporidae. The record is from RefSeq and is a predicted model, not a curated record.
GGUGCAGAUUUACAAGUUAAAAACAUUCAUGAUAAAACUGCAAUCUUUUUGGCUGCUGAGGAAAACAGAGUUGACACCUUAAAGGUGAUCCUGGAGAAUGAAAACGCCAAAGCUUUGAUCAAUGAGAGUGAUAGGUAUGAAAACACUCCACUCCAUGUUGCUGCUAUGAAUGGCUAUGCUUCUGUUGUUCAGGCAUUGUUGGGUAAUAAAGCAAAGAUAAAUGCAAGAAAUGAAGAUGAGAACACCCCUCUGCAUCUGGCUGCAAAAAAUGGAAAAAUAAGGACUGUUCUCGAGCUGAUAAAGAGUGAUCCUACCAUUAUAAAUGAUGAAGAUGAAGCAUCAAACACAGCCCUUCACUUGGCAGCCAUAGAAGGUCACAUAAAGUGCUGCAAGGCUCUGUUAGAAAAAGGAGCUGAAGUGGAUGCUAGGAACGCCACAUUGUGGACACCCCUGGAUUGUGCAGCAGCUAAAGGUCACUUAAAAGUAGCAAACAUCCUGUUGGACUAUGAUUCACCUGUCGAUCCUACUGAUAAGACCAAGACCACACCUUUACAUUUGGCCGCAAAAGAGGGCCAUGCUGAAAUGGUGACGCUCCUGCUGUCUAAAGGUGCUGACAUUACACUAACAGACCUGAGUGGAAGAAACUGCCUCGACUUAGCAGCAGAUCACAGCCGCAAGGAAGCAGCCAUGGCCAUCGUCAACGAUGAACAAUGGAUCGAUGUUCUAAAGAACAAAUCAUGGGAACAGAGUCACGUCACCACUCCAUUGAGAAAACUGAUCAUUAAACUUCCUUCUGUGGCAGAAGCAGUCUUCAACCGUUGUGUCAAAGAAAGUAACCACCAUGUCGAAGACAAGAAGUACGAGUUGACCUUUUACUAUGAGUUUUUGGAAGAUAUCUACUUGGACUGGUCAGAUGGGGGUGAUGCAGCUUCGGAGACGUCCAGUGUAGCGAGCUUUUCAAUGGAAGACGUCGCAGAGGAUGAAGAGUUUAGGAAGAUUCAAGGGUCAGCUGGUGUGGUUGAAGCUGUGACUCGGUUGGAGAAAAAGGAUAGUCAUCCUCUUAUGAUUAUGGUGAAGAAUAAACGUGAACAGUUGCUUGGCCAUCCUCUUGUCACGUUUCUGUUAGACUACAAAUGGAAGACGUUUGGCAGGUACAUUUAUUACUUCAAGCUGGCCCUCUAUUGCUUGUUCUUGAUGUUUUUGACUGGUUACACUGUUUACUUGACUGAGCAUGGCCCAGUUUGUGCCAAUGGAACUGUAGUUGACAAAGGAACUGCGGACGAGAGCUCUGUUCUUUACAUCUUGUGGAUAAGGGUCGGGCGUAUUGUGAUACUGGCGCUAGCAUCGAUGCAUAUUCUUUCUGAGUUGUUCCAACUCGUGUAUCAGCUUAGGCAGUAUUUCUCUUGGGAGAACCUUUUGGAGUGGGGUGUCUAUGUGCUAGCCAUUGUCUACGUAGCUGAUGAGUUCCAAGAGAGUUUAGACACCAGCUGUUCGACGGCGAAAAAAACCAUCGGAGCCUUAUCAAUCUUUCUUGCUUGGAUGGCUUUGGUGUUAUUCAUCAGAAAGUUUCCAAAGCUUGGUAUUUACGUGGUGAUGUUUACAAGCAUUCUCUACACAUUCACGAAAUUCUUCAUGAUCUAUGUGUUGUUCCUAGUGGCCUUUGCGCUUUCGUUUUUUACGCUGUUCUAUGAUCCUAAGCAAAGCGUCCGUGGGUUUGGGGAGCCUAGCCGUGCAAUCGUGAAGACAGCAGUGAUGAUGAUUGGAGAGUUUGACUUCGACGACUUAUUCAACUCGCCAGACCAGGAUGUUCCUGAUGUCGCGUGGUUUAUUUUUAUUGUCUUCUUGAUUAUCAUGACUCUCAUCUUGAUGAACUUAUUGAUUGGUUUGGCUGUGGACGACAUCAAAGGUGUCCAGGAGCAGGCUGUACUCGAGCGCCAAGCCAUGUUGGUUGAUUUAGCAAUGGAUGUAGAGAAAGCUUUACCCAGAAGACUUCGAAAACGGCUUAUACCAGAAAGGGAAGUCGUUCGACCGAACCAAUAUGAAGGAUUCAAAGGUUACUGGUACAGUCCCCCCAUCUCUGCACAGGAAGUCCAAGUAGCGUUGAAGCCGAACAAGUCGUCCCUUGAAGUGUUGUCAGACCGAACGGAUGAACUCCAAGAGACUGUGCUAGGAAUGAAGAAUCGCUUGAAAACAAUGCAGUGUAACCAGGAGGAGAUACAUAAGAUGCUGGUGGGAAUUGUCAAGAAACUUGAUGCCAUCGUCGAAGGAGAUGACGAUGAAGACGAUCAGUUGUUUUAGUCGCGUGAAGUUAUGAAACCGCUGGUCGUUUAGAAUGGCAAAUAACUGGGUUCACGAGCAACGCGUUUACUGAUCAUUAGAGUAGUGAGACUAUUGUAACUUGAAGAAGGAUUCUUAUGUCAUACACACGAGGUUUUUUUGUUGACUGAGUGAUUGAAUAGUGAAUCAUGAAUGUAUUUAUGCACGCAUUAACGUUGUCUUCGUUACGCAACUUGUACUCAGUCUGAGUGGAGCGUUGUAAACCGAACGACAGUUUCAAAGGAGGCUAGUUGCACUCAUACACGAAAAAUGUGUUGAAAAAGUGUUGUUGAAAUUUUAACAGUUCUACUGAUAUUUGUCUACAUUAAGUGUCAGGAAAUAUUUAUACCAGUACCAGAAAUGUGGCUUUCUUUUGCACCACAAAAACAAAAAUAUAUAUGUGGCACUUAAACGACCGCUGUUUGGUUAGUUUAGUUAAUUAUAUAUAGGCUAUUUU